AUGGAAUUAACGCGAGCAGAGGCGAUUGAGCCUAAUCAACUGGAAAUACUUCCUGUCAAACUGGUUCAAGCGGCGUUGCAAAGAGGAAUACUCACAAGUGCUGCGCUCAAUCCCACAGAGCAAUCUACAGCUAAGAGAGGUGGAAAACACGCAACGAAAUAUGCGUUGAAGAACAGAAAAUUUAGCAAAGAUGCUCUAAACACACUCAAUAGAGCAGCAUCACUAUUCGUUCUAUACAUAACAACCAUCGCACAGGAUAUCGCAAAAAACAAAAAGAGAGCCACAGUAUAUGAUGCCGACAUAAUAGAAGCACUUAAAGUCGGACAAUUUUGGGAAAUCGAACGAGAAAUGUCUGAUGAUAUGGAAGCUGUUAAUGAACUGCUGAAAAUAAGACAAAAACAAAUCCUAGAACAACAACACACUACAGCCGAUGAUAACAAAGCCAUGGCAGAUGCAACAGAAACAGAUACUGAGCAACAAGAAUUAAAUAAAGAUAACGAAAAUGCAAGCAUUCUUGACGAUGGAGAAGUGGAUAUGGAUGAUGAUGGGCAGCUAUCUGCAGAUGCAGUAUAUGACGAAUUAGAAGCUGACAUGGAGAAGGAAACGGCAGAUGUGGCCGAUCCGGUGGACCACGAAAAUGACGUAGGUAUUCGAGACGGUGAUAUUACCUACGGUCGCCAACACAAGCAUACAGUAAAGGAUAUUGAAAAUUACGAUGAAUCUAACGUUGAAAACCAACACAACAAUGGCAAACAGCAAAACGAGAUGCGGGAACACUAUAAUGCCCAAAUAGACAUUGAGCGUACCGAGAACUGA
Messenger RNA from Babesia sp. Xinjiang, 816 nucleotides. RefSeq lists its product as uncharacterized. Gene Ontology annotation, cellular component: epsilon DNA polymerase complex; CHRAC. The record is from RefSeq and is a predicted model, not a curated record. Bases 1 to 816 code for a protein of 271 amino acids. The transcript has 3 exons. Gene Ontology annotation, biological process: heterochromatin formation; leading strand elongation; DNA damage response. Gene Ontology annotation, molecular function: protein heterodimerization activity; chromatin DNA binding. Lineage: Eukaryota; Apicomplexa; Aconoidasida; Piroplasmida; Babesiidae.